AUGUUAAACCUCCUCGACGUCGCCCAGACAUGCGAGGACAUCGCACGGGGAAUCUUCAACUUCCUCGCCCAUGUACCCACCGCCUCGGUCGAUAUCACUGCCGUCGUCGCGGAGCUGUACGCCCUCGGUGCCAUGCUGCGAGGUCUAGAUGGCAUUUACAAGAUCCCCGCCCAUCGACAUAAUUUCACCCGCAUAACAAGUGAUCUCGAGCUCAUCGUGCGCGCCAGCUUGCGUCAGUCACUUCGCGACAUCUUUGAAAUGCUAAAUCGUAUGAACCAAGCUAUACAUAUUACUAGUAUACAUAAUGCGGCUGCUACUGCGGCGGGCACGCCGAUAGCCGAUACUACUUCCGCAUUGCAUAAGAGGACAUGGGACGGGAUGUGGCUGUUUUUCUAUCAGCAGGCAGGGUAUACAUUGCAUCUACGGCUAAGGUAUUAUAAGCAGAUGCUGGAGGAGAUGUCGGCAAUCGUACAGGGGUGA
Arthroderma uncinatum is the source of this 480-nucleotide messenger RNA. RefSeq lists its product as uncharacterized. NCBI's taxonomy places the organism in Eukaryota, Fungi, Ascomycota, Eurotiomycetes, Onygenales, Arthrodermataceae. The record is from RefSeq and is a predicted model, not a curated record. Bases 1 to 480 code for a protein of 159 amino acids. The transcript has a single exon.